AUGUGUCCAAUGAACCCCAUUCUCCUUCAUUCAGUGACGAUGUAUUUACAACAGCGUAUUCCACUCGCUUUUCUCUGUGCCUCUCCAGAGACGCGUUUCGCAGCGGAACAACGACUUCUCUUCACGGAACUAAACAGUGAAAAUAUGGACAUUGAGAACUCUGGUGUAGUCGUUGGGGAUGCAGUUGUUUACAUAGUAAAUACAGCACAGAGACUACAUCGAUAUAUUAAACUACGACACUACACAACAAGAGAAGAAAAAACACUUCAAUGUAUGGCUUGGUGGUUAAGCCGACCAAUUGGGGAAGAAGAACAACUUUUACCUCUCUCUGUAUUAAUUGAAUGCCCAGUUCAGAAAGGUAAAAAUGCAUUAAAUGUACUUUUUUCUCUCCCUGGUCUUGUUGAGGUACAUUUCUCACAAUGUGAUAAUAUGACGAAUAGUAAUGCUCUUAUUAGUCUACCGUCACCUCGACUUCCUGAUCUCUCAAGUAAUGCAGUGAUUGAAAAUGGAUACUUGCAGUUUUCUCAUUAUCAUGCACUCUGCGAUCUUAGUCUGGCACAAUGUCGUGGCUUUACACGUCUCUGUGGACUUCCCACCGCCUCAUCUCUUCACACAAUUGAUCUCUCCUUUACAAGUGUGAAUGAUGAUGGUAUAUUACUAUUGGCGGAAUCAAAGAGUUUGCGGAAUGUGCGGUUGAUGGGAUGUGUGGAAAUUACGAAUGUAAAUGCCAUGGCCCGUAUGAUUACAUUAGAACGAUUGGACCUCACAUCCUGUGGGGAACUCACAAAUGAUGGUAUUGCCGGACUUGGGAAGAGUAACAGUUUACGAGAAGUAAUUCUUCGCUAUUGCAAAGGUAUCACAGAUGUUAACAGCGUAACGGAAGCUCCGUCUCUAUUACAUCUCUGUGUGGCUCGUAGUAGUUUAACACAGAGUGGAAUAGCCUCUAUUGGUAGUAAUAAUAACAACAAUAAUGGGAUGAGUUUACAACAUCUUGACUUGACUGGCUGCCGGGGAGUAAAAUCUGUGGGUCAUUUAGCCUGUGCAGUUUCACUAUGUUCAUUAGAUGUAUCAUGGGCAAAUGUAAAGCGUGAUGCUCUUUUGGGUUUAAUAGACUCACAAUGUUUAGAAGUACUGCGAAUAGCAGGAAAUCCAUUACGUAGUAUUUCCCCAUUACGCCAUAUGCAGUUAUUGUUGGAUGUGGAUAUCAGCGAUACGAAUAUAGGCGAUGAUGAUAUUAUUGUACUCGCUACAAUGAAAGCAUUGCGGCAUGUUACUAUACGGCAUUGUCGACAUGUUACUUCCAUCAACGCUCUUGCAGUACUUCCUGCACUUGAGAGUAUAGAUGUAACAUCAUCUGCGAUAGUGAAUGCUGGUAUUACUGCGUUAAAUACAGCAUUCUCUCUUACGGAACUACAUCUUUCCCACUGCAAAGGUAUCUCUAUUGUGAGUACACUGGCAGAGUGUGAAAGACUAAAGAUACUUCACUUGGAUGGUACACAAGUAACAGAUGAGAACAUCACACACCUUGCAGGCAGCAGAAGUCUAACAGAGAUUGAUUUCAGUCAUUGUUCACAGUUAAGUAAUAUCAACACAUUGGCCACUAUCUCUACACUGCGGAUGGUGGAUGUAUCGUUUACAGGCGUCACAAGUGAUGGCUGCAGUGCACUACUGAGGAAUUCUACCAUUCAUAUACGUGGUGUGUUGGGAUUGUAUGCUGAAGGAACACCUGCAAACAAAAAAAGCACAGAAUAA
This is a messenger RNA of Trypanosoma theileri, 1752 nucleotides long. Its product is annotated as putative leucine-rich repeat protein. The coding region runs from base 1 to 1752 and encodes 583 amino acids. Lineage: Eukaryota; Euglenozoa; Kinetoplastea; Trypanosomatida; Trypanosomatidae. The transcript has a single exon. The record is from RefSeq and is a predicted model, not a curated record. Gene Ontology annotation, cellular component: SCF ubiquitin ligase complex. Gene Ontology annotation, molecular function: protein binding. Gene Ontology annotation, biological process: SCF-dependent proteasomal ubiquitin-dependent protein catabolic process.